Molecule: messenger RNA, 4526 nt
Organism: Elgaria multicarinata webbii
Lineage: Eukaryota; Metazoa; Chordata; Lepidosauria; Squamata; Anguidae
Gene: PITPNM2
Product: phosphatidylinositol transfer protein membrane associated 2
Exons: 27
Coding region: 248-4474 (1408 amino acids)
Biological process (GO): phospholipid transport
Cellular component (GO): cytoplasm
Molecular function (GO): phosphatidylinositol binding; metal ion binding; phosphatidylcholine intramembrane carrier activity
Source: RefSeq, a predicted model, not a curated record
CGGCGGUGCCGGCCGGGAACACGGAGGCGGCGCCCUGCCCGGGAGGAUAUUGAUGUUUAGAGGGCAGCGCGGGCCUCCAUCCGGCUGCGAUGCUGCUGCUGCUGCUGCCCUGACUCCCUCCAACCACCAGACGUUACCUUGUGCCCCCAGGGGCAUCAAUGCAUGAGCUUAUUGUUAUUUAAGCACCCUCCCAUAAACGCCUUUGGCUCACACUUCUGACUGGACCAAAGGGCUCCCGGACUUCAAGAUGCUCAUCAAGGAGUAUCGGAUUCCUCUUCCGAUGAGCGUGGAAGAGUAUAGGAUUGCCCAGCUGUACAUGAUACAGAAAAAGAGCCGAGAAGAGACGUGUGGCGAAGGCAGCGGUGUAGAGAUCCUGGAAAACAGGCCAUACACAGACGGUCCUGGUGGCAAUGGGCAGUAUACCCAUAAAGUCUACCAUAUUGGUAUGCAUAUUCCCAGCUGGUUUCGGUCUAUCCUGCCAAAGGCAGCGCUGAGAGUCGAGGAGGAGUCGUGGAAUGCGUAUCCUUAUACAAGGACAAGGUACACCUGCCCAUUUGUGGAAAAAUUCUCUAUUGACAUUGAAACCUUUUAUAUAGCUGACGCAGGAGAGCAAGCCAACGUGUUCAACCUUUCUCCUGCAGAGAAGAGGCAGACAGUUCUUGAUCCCAUUGAUAUUGUCAAAGACCCCAUCCCUCCACACGAAUACAAGUCCGAGGAGGAUCCCAGGCUGUAUAAAUCGGUGAAAACUACGCGAGGGCCUCUGCCAGAAGACUGGAUCAAAGAGCACAAGAACAACCCCGGGAGACCCCCUAUCAUGUGUGCCUACAAGCUGUGCAAAGUGGAAUUCAGAUAUUGGGGCAUGCAGUCCAAAAUUGAGCGCUUCAUUCACGACGUGGGCUUGCGGAAGGUGAUGGUGAGGGCCCACCGGCAGGCGUGGUGCUGGCAGGACGAAUGGUAUGGGCUGACCAUCGAGGACAUCCGGCAGCUGGAGAAGGAGGCCCAGUUGAUGCUGGCGCAGAAGAUGGCCCAGUUCAGCUUUAAUGAGAGCGAGCCGGAGCAGCACCUAGCCAAGGAGCAGCACCUGGGCGAGAAUGAGACGGGAACCACGGCCAUCCUGUCCUCUGCUGAGGCCGCCGAGGCAGCUAGCGACGUCGGAGGCGCCCUGCCGGCGGGGCGAGUGUUGACCAAGCAGUGGUCGACCUCUUCCAAGUCCUCUUCCAAAAGAGGAGCAAGCCCCUCGCGCCACAGCCUAUCGGAGUGGAGGAUGCAGAGCAUUGCGAGGGACUCGGAUGAGAGCUCGGAGGACGAAUUCUUCGACGCACACGAGGGCCUGUCUGAGAGUGAAGAGGUGUUCCCAAAAGAAAUCACCAAAUGGAGUUCAAACGAUCUCAUGGAUAAGAUUGAAACCCCCGAAUCUGAAGAAGCACCAGAUGACCCGUGCCUUGGGUCGGCAGCAGAGUACAACGUUGGAUCUAGCGUGGAAAGACUCGGCCUAAUGGAGGAUGUGGCACUAGCUCCACUGGUGCAGCCGAGCAAAACCCACGUCCUGCUUUUGGUUCUGCAUGGAGGCAACAUCCUGGAUACGGGGAGUGGCGACCAGAGCUCCAAGCAAGGGGACGUCAACACCAUCGCUGUGGCCUUUGAUGCCGUCAUCCGGGUCCAUUACCCAGCGGCCCUCGGGCGCAUCGCCGUCAAGCUGGUUCCCUGCCCAGCCAUCUGCUCUGAAGCAUUUUCACUCGUUUCCAACCUCAGCCCAUACAGCUAUGACGAAGGCUGCCUUUCCAACAGCCAGGAUCACAUUCCGCUGGCGGCGCUGCCUCUGCUGGCCACCUCAUCCCCGCAGUACCAGGAGGCGGUCUCCACGGUGAUCCUGCGGGCCAAUCAGGUGUACAGCGAGUUCCUCAAGUCCCAGGAAGGCGCGUCAUUCAGCGGCCAGGUGUGCCUGGUGGGGGACUGCGUCGGAGGGAUCUUGGGCUUCGACGCCCUGUGCUACAGCAAUCAGACCAUGUCAGAGAGCCAAAACAGUAGCCGGCGGGGGAGUGUCAUAAGCGUGCAGGACACUGACCUCUUGUCUCCCGGAAUCCUUGUGAACAACAGCUGCUGCUCGGGCGGCUCCAGCCUGGAGGCCAGCCAGCACCUCAGCCGCAGCAACGUCGACAUCCCGCGUAGCCACCGGGAGGAGGCCAAGGCGCCGCUGCCGCGCAAGAGGAGCGACUCGUCCACCUGCGAGACGGAUGCCGUCCGGCAGCACCAGGCCUUCCUCUCCAGUUUACAUUCCAGCACUCUGAAAAACUACCCGGGAUCAAGGAGAUCAAGCAGCUCCACGGCGCUGGACGGAGGGAAUCUCGGGAAAUUUGAAUUUGAGAUCACCGACUUCUUCCUGUUUGGAUCUCCUUUGGGGCUGGUCCUCGCCUUACGGAAAACCGUCAUCCCGACUCUUGACAUCUUCCAGUUGAGACCAGCCUGCCAGCAAGUCUACAACCUGUUCCAUCCGGCAGACCCUUCUGCCUCCCGCCUGGAGCCGCUGCUGGAGAAGAAGUUCCACCUGCUGCCGCCCCUCAGCGUCCCACGCUACCAGAGGUUCCCCCUUGGGGACGGCAGUUCGGCCCUCCUGGUGGAAACAGUCCAGAGCAACCCAGUGCUCCUCGUAGAAAGCGGCCCCCUGGCUGCUCUCCAGAUCCAGGAGAACUUCAUGGAGACCAGUAUCCCUGUCCCCAUCCUCAACUGGCAAGAUGUCUCCAGUAAAAGCCCUGGAUUGGCUGAGUCGGAUGUUGUUCCGUCUCAUGGUGGCGUCUUCGUGGAAAACGUGUCCCCUUCUGCCCCCAAUUCAGCCCCCCAGUUCAGGGGCUUCCGGAGGGCCAGCGAGGCCAGUAUUGCCAGCCAGGUCUCAGGAAUGGCAGACAGUUACACGGCUUCCAACAUAGCCAACAAAAACAAAAACCAUUUCCACCACUCCAGGGGGUUUAGCCUUCUAGCCCUGCUUGCUCUCCCGCACAAAUCCCCCGCCCACCCCUCGCCUCAAAGGCAGAGGGCAUCUAAGCCCGAAAGGUCCCAGAAUCCUCUGGGAAGAAGGUUUGGGAGGCCCUCCCAUGGGGAAGCGGAUUCCACUCUGCCGAUUCCAGAUCUCGACUUCAAUCAAGUUGCUGCGAAAUGGUGGGGGGCCAAGCGGAUCGACUACGCCCUCUACUGCCCCGACGCCCUGACGGCCUUCCCCACGGUGGCUCUGCCGCACCUCUUCCACGCCAGCUACUGGGAAUCCACCGACGUGGUCUCCUUCCUGCUCAGACAGGUGAUGAGACAUGAGAACUCCGGCAUUCUAGAGCUGGACGGGAAAGAGGUCUCCGUCUUCACGCCCUCCAAGCCCCGGGAGAAAUGGCUUCGGAAGAGGACCCACGUCAAGCUCAGGAACGUGGCCGCCAACCACCGCAUCAACGAUGCCAUUGCCAACGAGGACGGCCCCCAGCUGUUAACGGGAAGGUUUAUGUACGGCCCCUUGGACAUGGUCACGCUCACAGGGGAAAAGGUGGACAUUCACAUAAUGACACAGCCCCCAUCAGGAGAAUGGGCUUACUUUGACACGGAGGUCACCAAUAGCAGUGGUAGGAUUUCCUACGUUGUCCCAGAGAAGAGGCGGUUGGGGAUCGGUGUCUAUCCUGUCAAGAUGGUGGUCAGGGGUGACCACACGUACGCCGACAGCUACGUCACUGUCCUGCCCAAGGGGACAGAAUUUGUGGUCUUCAGCAUCGACGGAUCCUUCGCAGCCAGCGUUUCGAUCAUGGGCAGCGACCCCAAAGUCCGAGCCGGAGCGGUCGAUGUAGUACGGCACUGGCAAGACCUCGGCUACCUCAUCAUCUACGUCACGGGCCGGCCGGACAUGCAGAAGCAGCGGGUGGUGGCCUGGCUGGCGCAGCACAACUUCCCCCACGGGGUCGUCUCGUUCUGCGAUGGGCUGGUCCACGACCCGCUGCGGCACAAGGCCAACUUCCUGAAGUCCCUCAUCACAGACCUCGACAUGAAGAUCCAUGCGGCCUACGGAUCCACAAAGGACGUCUCGGUCUACACCGCCAUCAACCUGCCGCCUCCACAGAUCUACAUUGUGGGCCGGCCGACCAAGAAGUUACAGAACCAUUGCCAGUUCAUCACGGAGGGCUACGCAGCCCACUUGGCCCAGCUGGAGUACACCCAUCGCUCCCGGCCCGCCAAGAACACCACCCGCAUGGCCCUGCGGAAAGGCAGCUUCGGCCUCCCGGGCCAGGCCGAGUUCCUGCGCAAGAGGAACCACCUGCUGCGCACCAUCUCCUCUCAGCCCCCGGCCCCCGGCGGCCCCCGGCCGGAGCGGACCCAGAGCCAGUCGGAGAGCAGCCGGGAGAGAGAGCGGGAGCGCAGCCAGCGGAGCCUGAGCGUGGCCACGGGCUGCUGGGGGCGGAGCGGCGGGGCCGCCAGACUCGAGCCAGGGGCCUUGGGGCCCAAGUAGAGCCGGCCGCCUGGCAACAGCGGGCAGCUGCAGGCGCCCGUGGCGGCGGCAG